AUACGUGCGAUUCCCACGUGUGGAUCAGAUCAAUCACUGACCGUCAACUUCUCUCUUCUUUUGACCAACGAUAAUCCGGGAUUCUAAUUCUUCGGAAGCUUCUCUUUUUACCCCCCAUAAUAAUCCAAUCAGAUUCCACUAAUUAACCCACAAAUGCAUCAAAAUUUUGGUCCCUCUCUGAUUUCUCUCUAAAAUUGUUUGUACGCCAUGAGCUCUACCUCUGCUGCCUCACGCAAGGCUUUGAGUAAGAUUGCAUGCAAUCGGCUACAGAAAGAGCUUACGGAAUGGCAGGUGAAUCCGCCGACGGGUUUCAAGCACAAAGUAACAGAUAAUCUGCAGAGAUGGGUAAUUGAAGUCAACGGUGCACCGGGGACUCUGUACGCAGGUGAAACGUAUCAGCUGCAGGUGGAUUUUCCGGAGCAUUACCCAAUGGAAGCGCCUCAGGUUAUAUUUAUACCUCCCGCUCCACUUCACCCUCACAUUUAUAGCAAUGGGCAUAUAUGUCUAGAUAUUUUGUAUGACUCGUGGUCGCCAGCUAUGACUGUGAGUUCGAUUUGCAUCAGCAUUCUCUCCAUGUUAUCAAGCUCGCCAGCCAAGCAACGUCCGGCUGACAACGAUCGCUAUGUGAAGAACUGUAGGAAUGGAAGAUCUCCAAAGGAGACGAGAUGGUGGUUCCACGACGAUAAAGUGUAAUAACUUAAUUAGCUGAACCCCAUAACACCAACUCGUGUAUGAGGUUGUCAAUGUUGUAUUUCGUCUCUUUGGAAAAGAGAAGGGACUGAAGAUACUGUAAAAAGGAAAGAGGAAAAAUCCAUUUUAAUUUCAAUUACUCUAAAUGACGAGGCAUCAAAAGAACAUUUAAAAAGCUGCUGUAGGCUAUUAUGCCAUUGUGGUCUGGAUUAUUAAGUGAUUUUAAAUGAGGUAAAUGUGCUUUACCUUUGCCAUAUUUGUGAUUAUCUGAGAUUUAAUUGCCUUUUCUCAA
Molecule: messenger RNA, 982 nt
Organism: Olea europaea var. sylvestris
Lineage: Eukaryota; Viridiplantae; Streptophyta; Magnoliopsida; Lamiales; Oleaceae
Product: probable ubiquitin-conjugating enzyme E2 18
Exons: 6
Coding region: 208-693 (161 amino acids)
Source: RefSeq, a predicted model, not a curated record